Alligator sinensis (Chinese alligator) is the source of this 5035-nucleotide messenger RNA. RefSeq names its product attractin like 1 (gene ATRNL1). The transcript is spliced from 24 exons. The annotation marks the transcript as partial. Lineage: Eukaryota; Metazoa; Chordata; Crocodylia; Alligatoridae. Gene Ontology annotation, cellular component: Golgi apparatus. Gene Ontology annotation, molecular function: protein binding. The record is from RefSeq and is a predicted model, not a curated record.
UGUUUUAACACAGGUCCUGAUUGCUCUUUGAAUGUCCCUUCCACGGAGUCUUACUGGAUUUUACCCAAUGUGAAGCCAUUCAGUCCUUCUGUAGGUCGGGCUUCCCAUAAGGCAGUUUUACAUGGAAAAUUUAUGUGGGUGAUUGGUGGAUAUACCUUUAACUACAGCUCAUUCCAAAUGGUGUUAAACUAUAAUUUGGAAAGCAGCAUAUGGAAUGUAGUACCAGUUGCAAAAGGACCUCUUCAGAGAUAUGGACAUACUCUUGCUUUAUAUCAGGAAGACAUCUAUAUGUAUGGAGGCAAAAUUGAAACAAAUAAUGGGAAUGUUACUGAUGAGUUAUGGAUUUUCAACAUACAGAGUCAAACAUGGAGUACCAAAACUCCUGCAGUACUAGUGCAUGGCCAGCAAUAUGCUGUGGAGGGUCAUUCAGCGCAUAUAGUAGAGUUGGACAGCAGAGACGUUGUUAUGAUCAUCAUUUUUGGAUACUCUGCAAUAUAUGGUUACACUAGCAUCAUACAAGAGUACUACAUUAGAUCUAAUUCUUGGCUUGUGCCAGAAACAAAAGGAGCGAUUGUACAAGGUGGAUAUGGUCAUACUAGUGUGUCUGAUGAAAUGACAAAAUCCAUUUAUGUUCAUGGUGGAUACAAAGCACUACCUGGCAAUAAAUAUGGAUUGGUGGAUGACCUUUACAGAUAUGAGGUUAAUACUAGGACAUGGACUAUCAUGAAAGAGAGUGGUUUUGCAAGGUAUCUUCAUUCAGCCGUUCUCAUCAGUGGAGCUAUGCUCAUUUUUGGAGGAAACACCCACAAUGACACUUCUUUGAGUAAUGGCGCAAAGUGCUUUUCUGCUGACUUUCUGGCAUAUGACAUAGCUUGUGAUGAAUGGAAAAUUUUACCUAAACCUAAUCUGCAUCGAGAUGUGAACAGAUUUGGGCAUACUGCCGUUGUCAGUAAUGGGUCCAUGUAUAUAUUUGGGGGGUUUUCAAGUGUUCUUUUGAAUGACAUCCUUGUGUACAAGCCUCCAAACUGUGAAGCAUUUAAAGAUGAAGAACUAUGUAAAAAUGCUGGUCCAGGGAUUAGAUGUCUGUGGAACAAAAACCAUUGUGAACCCUGGGAAUAUGGGCAAGCUAAUAAUGUCCUUAAAGCAAAGUGUCCCAAAAAAUCAGCUGCUGCUGAUGAUAGAUGUUACAAAUAUGCAGACUGUGCUAGCUGUUCUGCCAAUACAAAUGGGUGCCAAUGGUGUGAUGACAAGAAGUGCAUUUCAGCAAACAGUAACUGCAGUAUGUCGGUCAAAAACUACACCAAAUGUCAUGUGAGAAAUGAACAGAUCUGUAACAAGUUGACAAGCUGUAAAAGUUGUUCUCUGAAUCUGAACUGCCAGUGGGAUCCGCGGCAGCAAGAAUGCCAGGCCUUACCAGCUCAUCUGUGUGGGGAAGGAUGGAGUCACAUUGGAGAUGCCUGCCUCCGCAUAAAUUCUAGUCGUGAAAGCUAUGACAAUGCCAAACUUUAUUGUUACAAUUUAAGUGGGAAUCUUGCCUCAUUAACAACAUCAAAAGAAGUGGAAUUUGUUUUGGAUGAAAUACAGAAGUAUACACUUCAGAAAAUUUCACCUUGGGUAGGUUUACGCAAGAUCAACAUCUCCUAUUGGGGAUGGGAUGAUAUGUCUCCUUUUACAAACACAACACUGCAGUGGCUGCCUGGAGAACCAAAUGACUCUGGAUUCUGUGCCUAUCUAGAAAGAGCAGAGGUGGCAGGCCUGAAAGCUAACCCAUGCACUGCUAUGGCAGAUGGUCUUGUCUGUGAAAAACCUGUUGUUAGCCCCAAUCAAAAUGCUAGACCAUGCAAAAAACCAUGUUCCCUGAGAACUACAUGUUCCAACUGCACGAGUAACGGGAUGGAGUGUAUGUGGUGUAGCAGUACAAAACGCUGUGUUGACUCAAAUGCCUAUAUAAUCUCCUUCCCAUAUGGACAGUGCCUAGAGUGGCAGACAGCCACCUGCUCUCCUCAAAACUGCUCUGGAUUGAGGACCUGUGGGCAGUGUUUGGAGCAGCCUGGAUGUGGAUGGUGCAAUGAUCCCAGUAAUACAGGAAAAGGGCAGUGUUUGGAAGGAUCUUCCAGAGGACCAGUGAAGCCUGCCGGGGUGCACUCUCAUGAAAUGGUCCUUGAAACUAGUCUGUGCUCAAAAGAGAAAAAUUAUGAAUGGUCUUUCAUCCAUUGUCCAGCUUGCCAGUGUAAUGGACACAGCACCUGCGUUAAUGGCAACGUUUGUGAUCAAUGUAAAAAUCUGACAACAGGAAAACAAUGUGAAACAUGCAUGCCAGGAUAUUAUGGGGAUCCAACAAACGGAGGACAGUGUACAGCUUGCACAUGCAGUGGACACGCCAAUGUUUGCCACAUGCAAACAGGAAAAUGUUUCUGCACAACAAAAGGGAUCAAAGGAGACCAGUGUCAACUCUGUGACUCUGAAAACAGGUACCUUGGAAAUCCACUCAGGGGAACAUGUUACUACAGCCUUUUGAUUGACUACCAGUUUACCUUCAGCUUAUUACAAGAGGACGAUCGCCACCACACUGCCAUAAACUUCAUAGCAAAUCCUGAACAGUCGAACAAAAAUUUGGAUAUAUCAAUUAAUGCAUCAAACAACUUUAACCUCAAUAUCACAUGGUCUGUUGGCUCUACAGCUGGAACAAUAUCUGGAGAAGAAAUUCCUGUUGUUUCUAAGGCUAACAUCAAAGAAUACCGAGAUAGUUUUUCUUGUGAAAAAUUCAACUUUCGAAGCAACCCAAACAUCACAUUCUAUGUAUACGUCAGCAAUUUUUCAUGGCCAAUCAAAAUACAGAUUGCCUUCUCACAGCACAACACCAUCAUGGAUCUUGUGCAGUUCUUUGUCACCUUCUUCAGUUGCUUCUUGUCCCUACUGCUGGUAGCUGCCGUCGUUUGGAAAAUCAAACAAACCUGUUGGGCUUCUCGACGGAGAGAGCAACUUAUGCGGGAGCGACAGCAGAUGGCCAGCCGCCCCUUUGCUUCUGUCGAUGUAGCACUGGAAGUAGGAGCUGAGCAAACAGACUUUCUACGAGGGCCAUUAGAGGGUGCUCCUAAACCAAUCGCCAUUGAGCCUUGUUCAGGAAACAAAGCAGCGGUCCUUACUGUAUUUUUAUGUCUGCCAAGAGGAUCGUCAGGAGUCCCACCCCCUGGGCAGUCAGGUCUUGCAAUUGCAAGUGCCCUGAUAGACAUUUCACAACAGAAGCCUGCAGACUGUAAAGAUAAGAGUUCAGGAGUCAGAAAUCGAAAACAUCACCUCUCAACACGUCAAGGAACUUGUGUCUGAGAUCUAGAAACUGCACUUGUAUAUUCUGUAAUGUUUUCUUUUUAAAUGGCUUCCAUUGAAAGCUAUACUACAGCCUCAGUUUUUAUGGAGGCAAAUCUAUGGAUAAUGGUGAUAGGUAAAUAUGUGCUCUGUUAUAUUCACACUUGCAAUCUACUGUGCCCCAAAGCAGAACAACCUUAUGACGAAUAUGAGUAUACUGAUCAGCUUUAGAUGAAGCAACAGAUUCUGAUAUCAUCAAAAUAUAAAAUAAAUGAAACAGCUCUCUUAAUCCUGAGCAAAUCAGAGGGGGGAAAGUCUUGACUACAUCUAGGAGAGACUAUGUUAUUUUGUAAUGAAGAAAGAAAUUGUAUAAUUGAAAAUUAAGCUUAACCCUGGGACGCUGAAGGACAUUUUUAUAGCUUAACACCAUGUUAAGAAUUGUACAGUUUUUUCUCCUUUCGAUCAGCAGUAAGAUAUUCUUUCAGAAAGGACUAACUGAAAAGGCUGAUGUGAAUUUAGGUGUUAUUUUAUCAUUUUCCAAAUUUUUGAAUGAAUAGUUAUUGCAAAAAUUAACGUGCAUAUAUUUCAGUGAUCAUACCAUAUGAAAAAACUUGAGUUGAACAUAUCAUAGUUUUUUACCUUCCUAAAGGCCCUGAAGUCGAGUCUGGGCUACAAUCGAAUGAUGUGUGGACAGUACUAUUCCACUUCAUGAGAUUUAUUAGACCUCUGAAUGAGAGAUAUAUUCUAAGCAUUGGUCUUCCUUGCCAACUGACUAACUCGUUACCAGAACUGACUGAAAAUCGAAAAGCCUGUUUUGCAAUCAAGUUCUUUGUUUCUCCAAAAGCUAUCUCCAGGAUUGCAAACUGAGGGAGAGUUUCACUUGCUGUUGUUGUUCAGUAGUCUACCUACUCCUGUUUCCUAUUGUAACAUCCUAAAACGACUAUAAAUGGUUUCCUUUCACCUCCUAGCAGAACUGCACCCCAACCAGCUCAUUGACCUUUCUCUAAUAAAUUGUGGACUUCUCUUCUAACUGUAGUUUCACAUGCUCUACAAUUUCGUCCUAUUUAAAGUAUUUUCUUGAAUACCAAAAAACCCCCCCAAACAAACCCAAAAAACAAACCAGCACAAAACCAGCUUGGUUCCAAGAGUGGUUUUCAGAUAAUUCAUUUAGUAUGAGACCUGACCAAAUCAGCAUUCAGCAGCAAAAAAAAAAAACCUAACAGGAGAGCAUCCUCUGACUGUCUGUUAGUCUAACAAGCUCUGAGGGGCUUGUUACCACAGUAAGCACUCCAGCAAACAGCCUCUUACAGCCCUCUUUGCUGUCUUUUCAUUUAGCCAUAAUGCUGAAACGUAGCAAAAUCAAGAGAGACUAAUAAGGGAGAGGUAGCAGAUGGGUUCUAUUCUCAUUUAUGCAUUAAAUGUCAAUGGCAGUUGGUACAAACUCAAGAGUUUUGGUAGGUCUUACUUGGAAGUGCAGUUUAUGAACUCCAAGUUUGCCAAGGUGCUAAUGUAGGGGAGAGCCGGAGAGGUAUAAAUGCCUCUAGUAUAUCAUAGAGUUUUGGUAAAUAUGAAAGAUAUUUAAAGAUAAUUGAUGUUUUACUACUAUAUCUGUAUUUUUCAUUUUCUUUUUCUUUUGGGAAGGUGAUGACAUUUUAAUGUUUACAAUUGAUUACAUAGUUACUUGCAUGCCAUGGUGCAGUAGCAGUAAUAAAGCCCUGUUGUGAGUUGA